Ochotona curzoniae (black-lipped pika) is the source of this 2017-nucleotide messenger RNA. RefSeq names its product proline rich nuclear receptor coactivator 2 (gene PNRC2). The coding region runs from base 417 to 770 and encodes 117 amino acids. Gene Ontology annotation, cellular component: nucleus; P-body. NCBI's taxonomy places the organism in Eukaryota, Metazoa, Chordata, Mammalia, Lagomorpha, Ochotonidae. The record is from RefSeq and is a predicted model, not a curated record. The transcript is spliced from 3 exons. Gene Ontology annotation, biological process: nuclear-transcribed mRNA catabolic process, nonsense-mediated decay.
CUGCGCUCGCAGCCUCCUCCAUUUUGUCGGUAGAGAAGGCCGGAGGUGGACGUGAGCUGCAGGCGCUAGGGUGAUCAUCGGCCAGCGGCUCGGUGUUUGUGGGGUUGGUUUGACCCUUGCCUCGUCUCUCCCUGGGAAGGGAAAGGGGUCUUGACGUCGGGAGGUAACGGCUGCCGCAGACCCGAGCUCGAAGUCGCUAGGACUUCUCUCAAGCUUGUGUGCCGAGGAGACUCCGAUGUUGGCCUCAGCGCCUAGGCUGACCUCGGCAGAUCGGCCCAUGAGAACUUCUGUCUUGAGACAAAGGAGAGGCUCGGCCAGAAGGCAGCACCUGGUGUCUUGGGCUUGGCGGCAAGGAAGACGACAGGUGGUGGGCAACCUGCAGUCGGAGCAGCGGACUGAGAGGUGACAAGCGGAAGAUGGGUGGUGGCGAGAGGUGUGACGUUCCAGCCCCCGAGCCCAGAAAUGUUAGUAAGAACCAGCAACAGCUCCACCGACAGAAGACCAAGGAUCACAACCCCCAGAUGAAAACCGUUCACAAGAAAAAGGAACGGAGCCACUGCAACUGCGAAGCGUGGCCGGCCGUGCCAAACGGAGCCAAGAACAAGAACUUUCCCAGUAAUCAGAACUAUGCUGGAGCCAAAUUCAGUGAGCCGCCCUCACCCAGUGUUCUGCCCAAGCCACCAAGCCACUGGGUUCCGGAUUCCUUUAAUCCUUCAGAUAAGGAAAUGAUGACAUUUCAACUCAAAACCUUACUUAAAGUACAGGUAUAGAAUAUAUCAAGUGCUAAUAUUAGUUUAGAUUGGGCAAAUUUAACUAGGCAUCUUUGUAAAUCUAAUUAUGUGGCUGGGCAUCUCAUUUGCUGUGUGCACUGUAAUGACAAAAUCGGUGCAGCUUCAGUCAUUAUAGCUGAUAAUGAUCUGUGGUCUCAACUGAGUGAAGUGAAACCAAUCAAGUCUGAAUUUCCAUUUUGAGUUUCGAUUUGGGGAGGCCUAAUUUUUUUGUAGGGAAAAUUGAUUAUUCAUGAAUCUGAGCUUGUUUGAAGUCCUCAGAAACUAGGAUUAAGGCUAGCCAAAUGUCAGUUUAUAGAAACCUAAUGCACUGCUAAAAUGUGAAUUUUCCUUGGAUAAAUGAUGCAGCCGUGUGGAAAGGGCACCAAGGGCCCUGGCUGGGUAUACCCCAUGGCCUUAGCUGCAGUUGGAUGGAUGGCUGCCAACAAAUGCAACCAAGCCAUUUUUUAUACAGCACUUGAUGAUUGCUCCUCUUUUCCAAUACAUUUUUGUAUUAACAGCAAUGCACAACCUGUUGGGACAGCGAUCUGGUCACUUCCCACGAGUUUGCUCAGUAGGAAUUGUACAAUGUGAAAGUUGUAAGUAGCGGGGAAGAGAGCCAUGUAAAUAUGUGUGAUCUUAGAGCAUAUGUAGCUCUUGGCCUCUAGCCUACAGAGUAUUUUAAUAUGAAAUUGCUGAAUGUAAGAUCAUGGACUUUUUUUUAAUGCUGUGGCCUAAUUUUAAAGGUCUGAAAUGUUUUUAACAUUUGUCCCUGUACUCAAGUGCAGUGUGUAAUAAUCUGUAGACUAUGUAUCAAAGGAAACCUGAGUGUAAUGAGUUUUGUGAUACAACUAUAAAAGCUUUUAAGCUGUUCCCCCAACUCAAGCCCGCAAAUGCGCUAUUCUAUGUUCCCACCAAUCUCAGCGAAGCUUUAUUUUGGCUUUCACCAUUUUUUGGAUCUGAGAUGCACGCCUAUUGCAGCAGGCUGUGUUGUAUAAAUCAUCCAGUGGAUGACCAACAUGGAAAUAUAGCAUUUCUCACACAAUAGCUUGAUUAACCUUUUACCUACACAAAAGGUAAACAUCAGGCCAGUUACACUGCAGAUAUUUUUCUAAAUGUUAAUUAUACUUUUACUUUCCACCCCACCUUCAUAAGCAGAACAAUCAAGAUUUCCCAUGUCAAAUGUUUGAAUAGUACCUUGAGUACAAAAUAUGAUUUUGAAGCAUGAAAUUAAAUUUUCUUUAUCCCCA